Messenger RNA from Leptosia nina, 1020 nucleotides. The record is from the annotation of a GenBank genome assembly. NCBI's taxonomy places the organism in Eukaryota, Metazoa, Arthropoda, Insecta, Lepidoptera, Pieridae.
AUGCCAGAAGUGACGAUUAUGAGUCGUCAGCUCAGAUGGGGCAUAGCCGGUGUGGGUAUGAUAAGCCACGACUUUUUAACGGCUAUGUCCUCCCUGUACCCCGAACAGCACAGAGUGGUCGCCGUCGCUGGCAAAGACCUAGAUCGUGUGCACAGAUUAGCCACGCUCCAUAAAAUCGCGACAGCCUACGAAGGCUAUGAUGCACUAGCGCACGACACCUCAAUAGAUAUCGUAUUUGUCAGCGUACUUAAUCUGCAACAUUACGAGAUAAGUAAGUUAAUGCUAGAGAACGGUAAGCACGUUCUAUGCGAGAAACCAUUGGGGAUGACAUACAAACAGACGAAGAGCCUCGUAGACUUGGCUCGCGAAAGGAAACUGUUUCUUCUCGAAGGGAUGUGGUCGCGGUUCUUCCCCGCUUACGACGCUUUGGACAAGCAUAUAUCGGCGGGUGGGCUUGGGGACAUCUAUCAUAUAAAUAUACAGUUCGGUGUGGAAAUUAGCGACGUAGAGAGGAACUUAAUGAAAGACUUAGGCGGUGGUGCUGUUCUAGACUUAGGUAUAUACAUGUUACAAUUCCUGCAAUUCGUGUACAAGGAGCCUCCGACGGAUAUUGUAUGCACGGGGCAUUUGAGCAAAGCGGGGGUCGACGAGUCGAUUUCGUGUUCCCUCAAGUAUAAGGAUGGUCGAACAGCUACCAUAACCGCUCAGACAAGGGCAACUAUGUUAAAUAGAGCGGAAGUCACGGGGACUAAAGGAACUAUAGCUCUGGACUAUUUCUGGUGUCCAACGGUUCUGCACAUAUCUGCUGCUAAUAACACUGAAUGGACACUGCCGAAGGGUAAAUACAAAUUCCACUUCCACAAUAGCGCUGGGCUCAGCUAUGAAAUACAGGAAUGCUGGGACUGUAUAAAUGAAGGUUUACUAGAAAGUCCGAAAAUGAGUUUAGACGAGAGUGUUCUGCUUGCUAAAUUGAUGGACACCAUGAGAGCACAAGUCGGCGUACUCGAUAUAGCUAUCUAA